Molecule: messenger RNA, 204 nt
Organism: Penicillium manginii
Lineage: Eukaryota; Fungi; Ascomycota; Eurotiomycetes; Eurotiales; Aspergillaceae
Product: amino acid permease-domain-containing protein
Exons: 1
Coding region: 1-204 (67 amino acids)
Source: RefSeq, a predicted model, not a curated record
AUGGCACUUUAUUCGAUCUGCUUCUAUGUCUGCUGGAAGAUUAUCAAUCGCUCAGGCCUCAAUGGACCGAAAGAUGUGGAUCUUGUUUGGGAGCGUUUACAAGUCGAUGCUCACGAGGCCACCGUUGUUGAUGAGGAAACAACAUUCCGGGGCGAAAUUGAGCAGCUUUUCUACAUAAAACGCAAAUCACCCUCUCCUACUUGA